Messenger RNA from Ogataea angusta, 3480 nucleotides. RefSeq lists its product as uncharacterized. Gene Ontology annotation, cellular component: membrane. The transcript has a single exon. NCBI's taxonomy places the organism in Eukaryota, Fungi, Ascomycota, Pichiomycetes, Pichiales, Pichiaceae. The record is from RefSeq and is a predicted model, not a curated record. The coding region runs from base 1 to 3480 and encodes 1159 amino acids. Gene Ontology annotation, molecular function: ATP binding; ATP hydrolysis activity; P-type divalent copper transporter activity. Gene Ontology annotation, biological process: copper ion homeostasis; monoatomic cation transport.
AUGGAGCGUUUCACGGUUCAGCUCGCAAAUGUCCAUUGUGACGAGUGCUCAAUCAGCAUCCACCGCGCUCUUAAGGACGUCUUUGACGUCACUGAGUUCAACAGAAUUGUGUGCCAUGAUAGCACAGCCGGUAGGAGAAAGCCCCCAGUUAUUGUAUUUCUGAGCGACGGCGAGCUCGUGAUUCUUGGCCCAGGCGCCGAUCUUGCCGCGAACGAGUCCCGCGUGCUGCGCAAGCUCGAAAGUUGCGGCUUUGAUGUCAUUUCUUGGGACAUCUCCAGCGAUCAAUCCAGGCCCUCGUGGACAGAGCCGGCCAGUCUGGUUUUGCUCAAGGCAAAACGACUUUUGGCCACCGGCAAACGCGAGAAACACCACCGGGAACACUGCAAAAAGUGUCGCGAGGAGUACGAGCAGCACAAGGAGCCCGACCUGCUGAAACGGCUGAAACGCAGAACACAGUCUGAUUCAGAGGACAGCACCGUUGUGGACGUGGAGGUGAAGACAGAGCCGCUAAAGGAGUAUCGUGCGCUGCUCAGCGUCCAGGGAAUGACCUGUGCGUCGUGCGUCGAGAGCAUUGGGGCCGCCAUCGGCCAGUGUCUGGAAAGUCUGGGUGUGCCGCUUAUGGAGAACGACAAGCCUGUCUUCAGCGUGUCGCUGGUGGACAGCGUGUGCACCGUGUUGCUGCCAGAGCGCCAGUAUGUGAAUAACGUGAUCAAGGCCGUGCGUGAGGCCGGGUUCGAGUGCAACCUGCUGGAGAUGCUGCCGAUCGAGCGGUCACAGAAAUACGAGGUGGUGACGCUGAUUGGCGGGAUGACGUGCAGCGCGUGCGCGCAGACGAUCAGCCAGGCGGUCGACGAGAGCUGUCCGUUUGUGCUGGAGAGCAACAUCAACAUCGUCAACAAGCAGGGCCUGUUUAUUCUGGAGUCGGCGAGCGACGCAGACCUGCUGCGGCUGCGGCAGUGUGUGGAGGACGUUGGGUACGAGUUUGAGGUGCUGAGCGUGCGGGAAAUCAGCCACGCGGCCACCAGGACCCGCUCGCGCACCGUCAACCUCAAAGUCAGCGGCAUGUACUGCGAGCACUGUCCGGAGAUCAUCAACAGCAAGCUGAACGAGUACGGCGACGUGAUUGUGGUGAACGACCCGAUCAGCUUGAACCACCCGUAUGUCAAGUUCACGUACGUGCCGAGCCCGCCGCGGCUGACGAUCCGCAAGAUUGUGGACGAGAUUAAUGCGCUGAGCGACAAGUUCCAGCUCGAGAUUGUCCGCGUGGCGUCCGUGGAGGAGCACCUGACGCAGCUGGCGCGGCAGGAGCUGUGGCGCAUCGUGCGCAAGCUCGUGCUGUCGACGGUCGUCGCGGUGCCGACGUUUGUGUUUGGCAUCGUGGGCAUGUCGCUGCUGCCAGAACACAACGCCUUCCGGAUGUGGCUGAUGCAGCCCGUGUGGCGCGGCAACGUCUCGCGAGUGGUAUGGAUCCUCUUCAUUCUGGCCACGCCGGUGUACUUCUUCGGAGCCAGCAUGUUCCAUCUCAAGGCGCUGCGGGAGGUGCGUGCGCUGUGGAAGCGCAGCGUGCCGUGGAGCCGGCGGCUGCUGCGUUUCGGGUCGAUGAACCUGCUCAUGUCUUUGGGCACGACGAUUGCCUAUGUCGCCAGCAUAGCGAUGCUGGCGUUGUCCGCGCACGCGCCACGGGGCAGCGACGGGUUCACAACGACGUAUUUCGACUCGGUCGUUUUUCUGACAUUUUUCCUGAGCAUCGGCAAGCUGCUCGAGAGCUGGUCCAAGUCCAAGACGGCCAACGCUGUCAGCCAGCUCAGCGGGUUCAGAGUCACCGAGGCGACGCUUGUGGAGGACGGUGCUGAGCGCGAAAUCGGCGUCGACUACCUUGAGCUCGGCGACAUCAUCGCAUUGAAGCCGGGCGACUCGCCGCCCGUGGACUGCAUCAUUGUCGACGGAGAGGCCGAUUUCGACGAGAGCAUGCUGACCGGCGAGUCGCACGCGAUCCACCACGUCAAGGGCGAUCAGAUUUUUGCCGGAACUGUGAGCCAGGGCCCCGGGACCGUGCGUGCGCAGAUCUCUGCUCUGCAGGGCAACUCGCUUCUGGACCAGAUUGUCGACAUUGUCCGCAACGGCCAGCUCAAUAAGUCGCCGAUCGAAAAACUCGCCGACAAACUCACCAGCUACUUCGUUCCUGUCGUGUGUCUAAUCUCGCUGAUCGUCUGGCUUAUCUGGCUUGUUCUUGGAUACACUGUCCUGCCGUCAAGCUAUCUGGAUAUCGACGUCGGUGGCUGGGCGGUGUGGUCGCUGCAGUUUUCUAUCGCUGUGUUUGUCAUUGCGUGUCCGUGUGGUCUGGGGCUGGCUGCACCGACCGCGUUGUUUGUCGGUUCCGGACUGGCCGCCAAGAACGGCAUCUUGGUCCGUGGCGGCGGCGCCUCGUUUCAGCAGGCCGCCAACGUCGAAGUGGUGUGCUUUGACAAGACUGGAACGCUCACCAAGGCAGAAAUCAAAGUCAUUGACCACCACGUCACUGGAGACUUUGCGCUCGCUAUCCAGCUCGCCAGGGACCUCGAACUCGGCUCGAAACACCCACUAGCGGCCGCCGUGCGCAAAUUCGCCGUGGAAAGCGCCAGCAGCCAGGGCAUUGAGCUGGCUACCACGCUUGUCCCCAAGGUCGAGGAAGAGAGCGGCCGCGGCGUAUUCGGCGACUACGGAAACAAGCGUGCGCUUCUGGGCAACGAGAAGAUGAUGGCCGAGCAUGGCGUGUCUUUUACGGACGAGGAGACGCAGCUCCUGGAGGAGUGGAAGCAGCAGGGCAAGAGCGUCGUUUGCGUGGCUGUCGACAAACAGCUUUUGAUGCUGCUUGGGGCCCGCGAUGAGGUGCGGCCCGAGGCGAAGGCCGUCAUCACAGACCUUGGCCGGCGCGGCGUCGCGGUGUACAUGAUCAGCGGCGACAACCACGUCACCGCCGAAGCAAUAGCACACGAGGUCGGCAUCCCUGCGGAUCACGUGAUCGCGAAUGUGCUACCGCAGGGCAAGUCCGACAAGAUCAAGUGGUUGCAGCAGACGCACCACAGCGUGCCGAACAAGCCCACCAAGCCGGCGGUGGUGGCCAUGGUCGGCGACGGCAUCAACGACGCGCCUGCACUUGCGACGGCGGACAUUGGUGUUGCCAUGGGCUCGGGGUCGGAUCUGGCUCUGAGCUCGUGCGAUUUUGUCCUUCUGUCGCAGAAACAGCCACUCAGACAGCUGCAGAUCCUGCUCCAGCUGUCGCGCAAGGUGAUUAACCGUGUGAAGUUCAACUUUGGCUGGGCGUUGGUCUACAAUGUCAUUGGAAUCCCAAUCGCUGCGGGAGUCAUUUAUCCAUACCAAAACUCGCGUCUGAGCCCUACGUGGUCGAGUCUGGCCAUGGCUUGUUCGAGUGUGAGUGUGUUGUUCAGCAGUCUGGCGCUCAGAUGGGAAAGUCGGUUCUGGGGAUGGCGGUCGGAAUAA